This is a messenger RNA of Plasmodium berghei ANKA, 4527 nucleotides long. Its product is annotated as conserved Plasmodium protein, unknown function. The transcript has 2 exons. NCBI's taxonomy places the organism in Eukaryota, Apicomplexa, Aconoidasida, Haemosporida, Plasmodiidae. Bases 1 to 4527 code for a protein of 1508 amino acids. The record is from RefSeq and is a predicted model, not a curated record.
AUGAAAUAUUUAAUAGUAGGUAAAGAAGCUGUUGGAAAAAAUAUCCAAACGAAAAAAAGAGAAUUUUUAUAUUUUUUUAGGAUAAACAGAUUUAGUAGUACAGAGUUUAUUAAGAAUGAUAGUAUAUUUGAUUUGAUAGCAAAAAAAAAAAAAAAUAAUAAUAUAGAAUGGGACAAUAAAUUUAUAAAAAAUGGAGAAGAAAACAUAUUUUGUAAAAAUGAAAAAAGAAAAAAUAUAGAGUGUGAUAUAAACAACAUUGGAAAAGCCAAACAAGAAAGAGACAGUAUAAUUAAAAAAGGGAUAAAUAGUUUAGAACAUUCUGAUAAUGAUAUUUAUAAUAAUAAGUUGUAUAUUUUAAGAUAUGCAAAACAUUUAAAUGAAAAUGAUGAUAUAUAUAAAUACCGAUUUAUUACAAAAUAUGUGAUUAAAAAUAUAACAAGAUAUUAUGACAAUGAAAUAUUAUUUAUAUUAAAAAUAUUUGCAAAAAAAAAAUAUAAAAAUCUAAUUUUUUUACAAUGCACAAGUGAAUACUUUUAUUGGUUAUGUAAAUUAAAUAAAGGUAAUAAAAAAAAUAUAUCGUACUAUUUAUAUUAUUGUUCUAUUUUAAAUUAUAUACCAACUUUAAAAUAUGUAGAAGAAUAUAUAAAGAUAUUUGAUUGUUUUAUAUAUUUCAUGAAUUUAAAUAACCAAACUAAACAGAUAAAAUCCAACAAUUCACACAUUUACCUUAACUCGUAUAUCAAACAUAUUUCAUCAACUACUACACAAUCGUUAUAUGGAAAGUUUAUUGAAGAAGAAACAGACUAUUAUCAUAAAGAUGUAAAAUAUAUUAUAUAUCUUGUAUAUUUUUUAAAUAAAGCAAAUAUAAAAAAUGAAGUAUAUAAUAGAUUAUUGGACAUGUGUUGUUAUUAUGCUGGUCAUUUGACAUUAAAUAAAAGUUUUUUAUUAUUAAAUGUAGUUAUUGUAAAUAUAGAAAAUAAUAUAUAUAACUUUUCAAAUUUAAUUAAAAAUAUCCAUAAAAAUAUAGAAAGACAUAUAAAUGCAAUGGAUCAAUCAUAUUUUAUAAAAUAUAUAAAUAUAUUAUUAUAUAAUAACAUAAAAAUAGAAAAUAGUUUUUUUUUAUUUAUUAAAAAGUAUAUUGAAAAACAUCAAACAGAUUUAUCAGAAAAAUCCAUACUAGCUAUUUUAAAAAUAAAAAAAAAAAAAAAUUUUAAAGAUACAACUAUUUUAAAAAAUAUUUUAACUAUUGUUAUUAAAUCUUUUUAUCAAUAUACUUAUGACAAUAUAUUAUACAUCCUAAAAGUAUUAACCUUUUUCAAAUAUUUUGAUAAAGCAUUUUUUAAAUUUAUUUUUGACAAAUAUAUUCAAAUAAAUUAUUUAAGUCACUAUCAAAGACAAAAUGUGUAUACAAAUAUUUCGCAAAAUCAAUCUAGUACAUAUAUUAGUUCGGAAAAAUCAUAUUCACAAAUAAAUGAUAAAAUUAAUUUAAUAUUUGAUCAUAAAAGUGAAAACAAUUUCUUCAAAUCAAAUGGCCCAAAUCAAAAUAUAAAUUCACCAAAUAUAGAAUAUGAUCAAUUAAGACACAUUUACACAAAUUUUCAAGAAUUAAAACAAAAUGAAAAAACAAAAAAUAAAAAGAUAAACAACUUGUCACAUUUACCAUUACAUUUAGAUAUACAAGAAACAAAACUAAAAAUAAAUCCUUUAAAUAUUGUCAAUAAUGAAAUAGUGAGUUACAAUAAAAUGAAAAACCCUAUAUUAUUUAAUCUUGAAUAUAUAGACAUGUAUAUAACCUUAUUUAUAUAUAUGGGUGUAUCUUAUUAUCGUGAUGUUAUUAAAUUAAAUGAAUUGUCUCGAAGAAUAAAGUUCUAUUUGAUUUACACACAAAUACCAAAAUAUAAUAGUCUAUUAAAAAAAAAUGAUAUACCAGUUUUAAAAAAAAAAAAAAAUCAAUAUAUUGGUUUUUUUCAAAUUAUCGAUAAAAUUAAAGAACAUGAAAAUUCAAAUUUAAAGUUUGUAGACAAAACAAAAGGAUCGAUUUCAUUUCCUAUUAUACAUAAUGAAAAGAAUACUAAACAACGUUGUCAAUUUUCUAAAACUGUCAACAAAUAUUUGAAACAUUAUAAUGAUUAUGAAAAUUGUAAUAAAUUAAUAAAAGAAAAAACUAAAAGGUGUCUCCAUUUUAGUUAUAGUGAAACGGAAAAGAACCGUUUGGAAAAUUUAAAAAAAAAAAAAAAAAUAAAUAAUGAGAUCACAAAUAAACCAAUAUAUAAUACUAAAUAUAUGAAUGUACAGUGCUUUAAGGAAAGUAAAAUUAAUACAAAAAACAAAAUGAAUCAUAACUUAGACUUAAAAAAUGAAUUAUAUAAUAAAAAGAAAAAGAAAAAAUAUGUAUGGAACGAUUUUAUAUUCAAAUUUUUUCAUGGUUUUCAUCCUGCCUUUAUCCGACUUUAUAAUAGAAAGAUUUUCAACAAAUAUUUCAAUGAUUUGUAUAAAAGUGAAAAAUAUACAGAUAAAUCGGUUUGCAAUGAUUUAGUUAAAACUAGCAGACAAAAAAAGAUAACAAAUAAACAUAAGAUAAAUAUGAAGAAGUAUAAAAAAAUAAAAAUCUUAAAAGGUGUCUGCAUGUUAAAAUAUAAAAAUAUAUUUAAAAAUAAAUCAAAUAUUAUAUCAAAUUAUAUAAAUAAAAUGUAUGAAUGUAAACCUGAAGCCUCACAAACAUAUACAGGAAUAAUUGACAUGAUUUCAAAACCCAAUCAAAUUCAUAUUGAUGAUUUUAUGUUUAAUAAUAAUGAAAAUAAUAUAUCCUUAUUUAAAAGAAAAAUAAUAAAUAAAUACAAUAGUCUUAUUUAUAAUAGUGUUAAAAAUAUGCGUAAAGAAUAUUUAGAAAAUAAAACUGGAAAUAACAUAACAUAUGAUAGUGAAUAUAUAAAUGGUAAUAAAAAUUAUAUAAUUAAAUGGAUUUACAGAUUUAUAAAUAAUUCAAACAUUUUUAAUAAAAAUAAACAAAUUGAAAUAAAAUAUAGAGAUAUUCAAAAAGUGGCUACAUAUUUGUCUGAACAUUAUACUGAAAAUUUUCUAUAUAGUAAUACUAGUAUUAAUGAAAAAAUAAAAAUAAGUUUGAAAAAUAUUUCUUUAUUUUCAUCCUCUUUUACAAAUUUAUAUUUUUAUGAUAAAGAUUUUAUUGAUAUAAUAAUAAAUGAAGUUUUAUAUUUGAUUGGCAUAUUUUGUAAUUUACAAAAACAAAAAUGUCAAAUAAAAAAAUCAGAAAGAAUAAACAACGAUGUUAAUGUUAUAAAAGAAGAAAACUAUUAUGUAAGCCAUUUUGUGGAUAUAUAUAAAUUUUUAAUAAUAUGUUUGCAAAUAAAUAAUUUUAUAAAUAAUAUUUUAGAGGCAGAUCAAAGAUAUCAAACAUUAGAAAAAUUAAUAAAAAUAUAUACACAUAAUUAUUAUAGCUACUAUUUAAAAUGUGUUGUGAAUAUGAAUAGACAUAUUAAGAAUAUCAUUUAUAUAAAUGAUAAAUCUAAAAAUUUUGAAAAUAGUAUUAAUAAUAUGAAUAAUUAUAAAUAUAAAGAUGGAUCUUCAGAUUUAGUUUAUUUUUAUACAAAUUAUUUUGAUAUUUCUAUAUUUGCUAAUUCUUUUUAUCUUUUUAACAAACUAUUAUUUAUAAGUAUUCACAAUAAUGAUUAUAAACAAGUUCAUAAGAUGUAUUGUGAAUAUCUCAAUAAUUUUGCAUAUAAAAUAUCAGAAACAUAUUUGACUCAUUUAUAUAUUACAUCUAUUAAUAAUUUAAAGGAUGUAUCAUUAAACAAUUUUUCACUACUAUCUUAUUCGUAUAAUAAUAAAUUGGAUGUUUAUUUUAUAUGCAUUAAUUUUUAUAUUAUUUUUAUUUCAAAUCAAUUAUGGUAUUUUGAAAACCACAGAAAAGAGGGAUUAGGACAUGACAAUAUUUUACAAACAAAAAAGCACACUAAUUGUGAUAAACAAAAAGAUGAAUAUAAUUUGGAUAAUCAUAUAAUUAGCAAUAGUUCUACAAUAUUUGCUAACAAAUUUAAUAACCUAGAAUAUGAAAAUAAAAAAGAAGGAAACAAAAAAUACUUAAAUUUCUUUGAACGAAAAAAUAAACAUACAACUUGUAAAAAUUUAGAAAUAAAAAAUAUCAUUUAUAUAUAUAAAACAUUAAAUAUAUUUUUUAAAUAUAUAAAAUUUGUAAGGAAUAAUAAUUUUAUAACUGACAUAAACACUUGCAACAAAUAUUUUUAUCAUGUUAUUCAAUUUUAUUAUAUUUUUAAAACCCAAUUUAGAAAACUAAAAAUAAAUUAUAUAAAUGAACAAAAUUACCAUCAAAUAUUCCCUUUAUUUUUUAUAAAAAUUUUGAAUAAAAAAAAUAUCAAAGAAAUAUCAAUUAGUCAAUCUUUUUUUUUCGAAAACGAUCAAAAAAAAGGUUUACCAAAUCAAGAUAACUAUUUUAAAAACGAGUUUAUUUACAAUUAUUUCCAUGCCUUUUUUUCCAGAGAAAAAGAAUAA